Ostrinia nubilalis (European corn borer) is the source of this 3010-nucleotide messenger RNA. Its product is annotated as synaptic vesicle glycoprotein 2B-like. Gene Ontology annotation, cellular component: membrane. The record is from RefSeq and is a predicted model, not a curated record. Lineage: Eukaryota; Metazoa; Arthropoda; Insecta; Lepidoptera; Crambidae. The coding region runs from base 116 to 1927 and encodes 603 amino acids. Gene Ontology annotation, molecular function: transmembrane transporter activity. Gene Ontology annotation, biological process: transmembrane transport. The transcript is spliced from 12 exons.
UCGGAAUCGAACCGCGCGACCGAUCGCGCGCGUCCACCGAGCGUAACUUGCAGUGACGCGGUAGACGUAAGAGUAAAGUGAAAUAUACCCCAGUUGUGCCAUAAUAGUUUUAAAAAUGGUGUGCAAAGUUGUCCCGAAGGUUAACAGUCCCGUACACCGAGCGGCGGGCGAUGCACCGGACAGCCAGACACAGGAGGUAGCGGAUUACGAGACGGCGCUGGAUUCCGCUGGUUACGGGCACUUCAGCCGCAGCGCGCUGGGGGCGUGCGCGUGCGCAUUCUUCACCACCGGCGUCGAAAACUGCGUGAUGUCGUACGUGCUGCCGGCGGCCAAGUGUGAGCUGCAGCUCACGACCUACCAGGCGGGGCUCGUCAACAUGGCCUUCAUGAGCGCCAAGUGUGAGCUGCAGCUGACCACCUACCAGGCGGGGCUCGUCAACAUGGCCUUCAUGAGCGGUGGUGUGGCCAGUGCGUUCUUCUGGGGUAUUGUGGGCGACGUGUUCGGAAGACGGAACAUCCUCAGCAUGACGCUGCUCCUCAACGCAGCCCUGACCCUCGGUCAGAGCAUGGUAGCGGAUUACCGGCUUCUGCUGGCUGCGAGGUCCAUCAAUGGCUUCCUGAUUGGUGGACCCUCGACGCUCGUGUUCACGUAUCUGUCGGACCUGGUGGGCGCCAAGAAGAGGCAGUUCUACCUGAACAUCACCGGGAUGAGCUUCGUCGCUGCCUGGCUCAUAUUACCAGCCGUAGCCUGGCUGGUCAUCCCAUUCAAAGUGGCGGACUACCACACACUGCUGCCGGUGUACUCCUGGAGGCUGUACCUGGCUCUCGGCAGCCUGCCCGGCUUCGUCAGCGGUCUAUGGAUGCUGGCGCUACCGGAGAGCCCCAGACUGUUAUCAGACACCAACAGGAGUGAUAAAGCCUUGAAGAUUUUGGCGAAGAUCCACAAGAAUAAUCAUGGGAAAGGUGCAGAGUUUAAGAUAAAGAAACUCAUCCAAGACAACAUAUUCGUCGAGAAGACUUUGGGCGAAGAAGAGAACAGAACGAAGGCUUUAUUCAUGGGGGUGCUGAAAGACCUGAAGAUGUUCGUGUCCAAAACCUAUGCGUUCAAGUCCAGCCUCAUCUUGUUUGUGUUCUUUGCGAAUAUGGCCGCUGGUUUCGGCCUAAAUCUCUGGAUCCCUGAACUGCUCCUACGCAUGCAAAGCAAGGAGUGCAAGUACGCCAAGCUGGAUGCCUUACCAGAGAACGCUCGGCUGGUGAACGCGACCGCUGCGGUCCUGAAGGAGCUGACCAUGCCCAAGGCUGAGACGGUGGGAGGCUUCAACGGGAGCAUGUUCGACCCUCUGGACGUCAGGAGUGGAGGGGAGAAGUGCAGCAGCGAUAUGGAUGACGACGUGUUCACCUCAGGCUUGAUAGUGGGCGCGUGUUGCGUGCUAGGCAACGCUGCUUGCGCGUUGUUAUGUGCGCGCGGCGGAGCGCGUGGCGUGCGUCGUGCGGCGUCAGCGUGCGCGCUAGCCUGUGCAUUAGCGUGCGCGUUUUUGGCCGCGUGCGCCUGCUCGUGCUCGAAUUCGAACAAGAUAGCGGUGGCUGCAGCCGCUGCGUUGAACGCUGCGUCGUUGAACGGGAAUGUGCUGCUGAUAAGACUGUUGCUGCACGCGCUGCCGGCUAAGUUGAGUGGCCUCGGCGUGUGCUGGGGCGCGUGGUGGGGGCGCGCGGGGGGCGUGGCCUCCAACCUGGCGGUGGGCGUGCUGCUGGACUUCUCGUGCCCGGCGCCCUUCAUCGCCGUGGCUGCUUUACUUACAGUUUCCAUUGGUGCCAUCAUGGUGAUAAAGUUAGACGACAACAAUCCCACGGCAGAGACCGAGGAAGAGGACCAGGAGACCAGAGACAAGACCACGGGACUGGACAGGUAUAUAUCUACGCACAUGUAAAUACCAGUUACGACAAGACUUGGAUAUGCGUACUUGAGUACGCUUUUACAUAAUAAGUCAAUUUUAGAAGGUUAUGCUGAAAUAUCCAUCCCUCUGUUAUUAAUGAAAUAUUGUGAGUAGAAAUUAUUCAUAAUGAAUACUAUUAUUAUAAUAGUGAAAGAAAAUGCUAGCUAAAAUAACAACAUUUUAUCUAUUUCCUUAUUUGAAAUUGAAUUUGCAAAAAUAUUUGCAAGGACUAGUUUAAAUUGUUUGGCGAAUGAAUGGUUGCCAAACUCAAAUACUAAAAUAAAAAAUCUAUUAUUGAACUAUUUAUUACAAUUAUUGUUCUCUGUUGUGAAUCAUAAUAGUUCUAUUGUUGAUAGUCCAACAAAAAAUUUAUUAAAACAUUCCUUAUGAUAAAGAAACUAGUGAGCAAACUAGUGAAUAGUUUUAAACUAGUGAAAUUAGAUGUCAUUGAUGUGCCUAUGAUGCUUUGUGAAGAGAUGUAAAUGCACAAAUUGUAAGUUCCUUUUAAUAUUAAGGAAACGUGCUUAUGACGUUAGGUAUAAGAGUUAUAUUUGAAUGAUUGAAGUCAAUAUUUAUUUAUAGUAAAUAUAAAAUAGUUAAAUCUUCGAAAUGGAGGAUAAAAAUCUCGAAAAUAUAUCAAAUUGAUAUUUUGAUACAACUUUUUGAAGUUUGUAGUUACUAGUUCUAGUUGCACUCACUAGUUGGCGUCACUGCUUAAUUAGCCAGUGGCGCCAACUGGUGGUGUACAUAUAAAGCCUUUACUGAAAUUGAAUUUGCGCUUGAUGUUAAUUAAUAGGUUUUAACGUAGAUAAAACAUUAUAUUCAAUAUAAAUAUUUUAUUGAGUAGUAACAAAUUAAAAAAAUAAUAUUUAAAAAAUACACGACGAGCUUUAUACAAACAUGAAUAUUAUAAGUAAAUCAAAAUAAAGUUUUAUACAACAUAUUUUCUGAAACUGUAAAAACUAUCAUCCGAUCUGUGAUGAAUAUAAAUAAGAGAAACGACUAUUAUUUGUAUUUUAUGUACUUAGAACCUUUUUUAUUUUAGUUAUAAGCGAAUAAAGUUCAAUUAAAGAUGAA